UCACUCCACUUUCUUCGAAGUUCCUGUUAGUCAACGUCUCCCCCCAAAAUGAAAUGGGAAAGAUUCAGAGAGAGAAAUUCAGAAAAACAGGAGGGAGAAAAGGCAGCAUAUUUGGGUUAAUGUGGAGGAACAGCUACUCAUCUGAGCUCAAGCUCAUCUUUGUUGCUCUCCUCCUUUUCUGCUCCGUUGCCACCCUCUUUCAAUUCCUACCCACCCGCUUUCUCCCCUUUUCCACCUCCAAUGUCACCCCCUGCCCCACCACCACCACCACCACCACAGCCACCACUCCACCACCUCCUCAACAACCCUCCGAUCAGAUCCUUGACCAUGGAGUCAUAAAACGCUCCUUCUACGCUGUCGGGACCGCCGCUUACAAUUUCGUCUUUAUGUCCGCCUACCGCGGCGGUCCCAACACCUUCGCCGUCAUCGGGCUCUCCUCCAAACCCCUCCACGACUACGGCCAUCCCACCUACAACUGCGAGUACCAAUAUAACAACGGUUCACAUUUUGGAGUCCCAGGGCAAAAGCUUUCUUUCCAGGACUUCGGGUUCGCCCGUGCCUAUGUCGUAGUAGUUGUCAACUGUACAUUCCCUACAGGUACCGACCCUUCUAUGGGUGGCCGUCUCCUCCUCCACGCCUCCACCAACGGCGGCUAUGAUCGAGAUAUUAACUCAACUGACACAAUCAUAGCCUUAAACGAACCCCCAAAAUCAUGGCAACCAUCACAAUUUCUCGCCCUUCCUAAAUACGACUACCUCUACUGCGGUAGCUCAUUGUUCGGUAACCUUAGCCCUCAAAGAGUCCGUGAGUGGAUCGCGUAUCAUGUCAGAUUAUUCGGAACGAAAACUCAUUUCGUGUUCAACGACGCAGGUGGCAUACACCCCGAAGUAAUGGAUGUACUUUUUCCAUGGAUUGAUCUUGGGUUUGUUACAAUACACGAUAUUAAAGAUCAAGAGGAAUUCGAUGGGUUUUAUCAUAAUCAAAUGCUUAUACUAAAUGAUUGCUUACAUAGACAUCGAUUCGAUACGAAAUGGAUGUUCUUCUUUGAUGUGGAUGAGUAUAUUUAUUUGCCAGGGGAAUCGUCUCUUGAUUCGAUCAUGGAAACGCUCAAGGAUUAUACCCUGUUCAAUUUUGAACAAGUAUCUAUGUCUAAUAGACUCUGUUUAGCUCAGGAUGCUGGCCAAAUUAACAAGAAAUGGGGUUUCGAGAAGUUGGUGUACAAGAAUGCGAAAAAAAUGAGGAGAGAUCAGAAGUACGCUAUACAACCAAAGAAUGUGUAUGCAACAGGGGUUCAUAGUUCAGAGAACUUUGUAGGCAAGUCAACACGACUGCCUAACAGUAUAAUGAAGUACUAUCACUACCAUGGCACGGUUGCUGAGCGGCGGGAGCCGUGCAGGCAACUCCUUAAAGAUAGUUCUACGACCAUAGAAAAAACUCCAUAUGUUCGAGACAAUAGCAUUAGAUUGAUGGGCCCUUUAGUCAAGAAGUUUGAGCUCAACACUAUUGGUACUAGGCUUCAAUCAACUAGGCUCUAAUACAAAUCUUUUAAACAUUAUUGUCGUUCUAUUCUAACCUUUUUUUUUUUUUUUUUUAAAACAUUACAUUGUACUCCUAUUGUUUAAUUUUAUACAUAGGUGAAAUCAUUCAGCAAGUA
Chenopodium quinoa (quinoa) is the source of this 1654-nucleotide messenger RNA. RefSeq names its product galactan beta-1,4-galactosyltransferase GALS3-like. The coding region runs from base 54 to 1535 and encodes 493 amino acids. The transcript is spliced from 2 exons. Lineage: Eukaryota; Viridiplantae; Streptophyta; Magnoliopsida; Caryophyllales; Amaranthaceae. The record is from RefSeq and is a predicted model, not a curated record.